AUUGACGGUCCUUUCAGAGUGAUACUUAAAAUGCAGGACUUGUAUAAUAGUUAUUUAUCAAAGGUUAUGCAUUUUUUCGUGUGUUUUACUAGUCGUACGUAAAUAACACGAAAUGACUAGUUACAAGGCUACUUACGUUGAACGAUAAGAGAAAGUACCGCUAACACUGUCCACAUCUGUUUACGCAAAUCCAUCGAUGCGAGAGAUUCCGCUCAGCACGUAGAGACCCACUCCAAGACGGUCAAGAGUUGUCGAGGUGCAGUCUACCGGUGUGGAAAGUGCAAGCCCCGGAGAUCCUGAGGAAAGAUGACCUUCUACGAUAACAUUUACCCGUUCUACCCCCUACCGAGAACCUCCUUUAUCUUCAGCACCCACCUCCUCACUAUUAUCCUGGUCUUCCUGGUCUUCACAUUCAGCUUCCUUCUUAUUCUGCCAGGUAUCAGAGGCAAGUCGAGACUGUUCUGGAUGUUCAGACUCAUCAUCAGUUUCUUCAUAGGUGUAGUAAUUGUAGCACUGAAUUUCACCAGUGACUGGGCUGAGGCCCAAACCACUACCAACGCUACCUACAAGUCCUUCAGCAGUGAGGAGGUGAACGCUGAGGUGGGACUGCAUGUUGGAUUGUACGGCAUCAACAUAACUUUAAGAGGGAAUCCUGUGAAUCAACUGAACGAGACCAUCAACUACAACGAGAUGUUUGAGUGGAAAGACACCAUCGAUGAGGAGUACGAGGAUGCCCUAGAGAGAGGUCUACCUAACCCCAUCCUCUAUAUCGCUGAGAAGUUUACCCUCAACAACCCAUGUGGCCUCAUCUACCAGUAUAGAUACUCUGGGCGCUAUGCCUCGGCCACUCUCUGGACAGCGUUCUGCUGCUGGAUGGUAGCCAACGUGCUAUUCUCCAUGCCUGUCAUCCUGUACGCCGGCUACAUGAUGGUGGCCACUGCUGCCUUCAUCUUCUUCUCCAUGGCCUCUUUCUCCACCAUCAGGAAUCUGCCUACCUGUCUGUUCACCAUAGGCACCUCUGGAGCCUUCCAGACAGAGUACAGCGGUUCUUUCUGGCUGGCUCUGGCCACAGGUGUCCUGUGUCUGGUCAUCGGAGUCCUGGUGGUUCUGCUGGACUGUCUGAUCCCUGAGAAGAUACGAGAGGCCUUCAGUGUCGAGGUGGACAACGACGAAGAUGAAGAUAUUCAUUUUGGACAGGGAUACCUGAACUCCAACUUCCUGGCAAGCGUAACCACCACACCUUUGACAACUUUAGUACUUCCUACGGAUGAAAUUCAGAAAGACAGCCACCAACCAUCCCUCCAGGAGCUGUCAAUCGCAAUGUAACCCAACGUGGCAGGCGUUAAAACACGCCUGAGACGGAGUUCCCACAUCCGCUUUUCAGCGGAAAAGUGUAUCCCUGAAAACCGGAUACAUCCGGUUGUUGGCAACUCCCUCUAAGGCUGGUCGCAAUGUAACGAAGUCAGAUUCAUAACCUCAUUCCCCAGCUUGAAAGGUCUCUACCGAACUAUUGAAUCCCUAGCUUUUCGAACAGCGUAGUUGGUUAAAACGUUGUCAAGGAGGGCAGUCACGUGCGAGACAUUAGCCUCUGUCGAGUCCCCAACAAACGGAUGUGUCCUGGGUUCCAGUCUGGCUGUGAGGCGACGAGGGAGGAAAUGGUACUGCUAGACUAGCACAGUGACCUCCUUUUACACAGGCCUCUUGUACUGUACUGUAAAUAAUGUGUAUAAAAUGUGUUCUACUCUGUCAAUGCCAUAAUUGUUAUUAUUAGAUGUGUUGUAUUACAUGUCAUGUUGAAAUAGUGUACGAAAAUGUAUUAAAAAGUUUUUUGCGAGAUUCA
Messenger RNA from Salmo salar (Atlantic salmon), 1840 nucleotides. RefSeq names its product dual oxidase maturation factor (gene duoxa). Gene Ontology annotation, cellular component: endoplasmic reticulum membrane. Gene Ontology annotation, biological process: protein transport. The record is from RefSeq and is a predicted model, not a curated record. Lineage: Eukaryota; Metazoa; Chordata; Actinopteri; Salmoniformes; Salmonidae.